AUGCUCCUCAUGCAGCAGUACCCGUCUUCGGAGAGGUACACCAACUUGGCCUUGUUGGCGCUGAGGCAGACGAAGCCGGGGACGGUGCUCUUGCUCGUCACCAUCUUCUACGACAUGAACCCCUCCUUCACGAGACUGCGCCCAAAGCCAGUUGUCGAGACGGAGGCGAGGACGAACAAGGAGAUGUCGAAGGCCGCGUGGCAGAGUAUGUCGAAGUCGUCGUACUUCCCGGAGUACAAGAAGACACAGUUCAACGAGGUCUUAUGCAAGAUUUAG
Parastagonospora nodorum SN15 is the source of this 276-nucleotide messenger RNA. RefSeq lists its product as hypothetical. The transcript has a single exon. NCBI's taxonomy places the organism in Eukaryota, Fungi, Ascomycota, Dothideomycetes, Pleosporales, Phaeosphaeriaceae. The coding region runs from base 1 to 276 and encodes 91 amino acids. The record is from RefSeq and is a predicted model, not a curated record.